AUCCAACAAAUCAACAGCCGAGUUUAGCACAAUAACCAGCCUAACUACGUACAAUGUCAUCCACAAUGCCGAAACGAGUAGCCGCAUUACUCCUCACAACAUUCACGCUAUUACUAACCACACCGCCGGCUGCUUUCUGUCUCUCCACCGACUUCUACGCCCAAACCUGCCCCCGCGCCCUCACCGCCGUCCGCGCCGUCGUCCGCGGCGCCGUCACCAAAGACCGGAGAAUGGCAGCCUCCUUAAUCCGCCUCCAGUUCCACGACUGCUUCGUCCGCGGUUGCGACGCCUCGGUCCUCCUCGACAACACCACCACCACCGUCUCCGAAAAGGGCGCCGUCCCCAAUCGCCGCUUCACCAAGACGUUCCGCGUCAUCGAGGACGCGAAAUCCACGUUGGAGCGGAUCUGCCCGGGCGUCGUCUCCUGCGCCGACAUCAUCGCGGUCGCGGCGCGCGACGCCUCCGCCUCCGUGGAGGGCCCCUCCUGGGACGUGGAGCUCGGGAGGCGGGACUCCGACGUCGCGUUUGCUUCCCUCGCGGCGUCCGACAUACCGACUCCCAAGGACGACCUCAACACGCUGAUCGCGCUGUUCCGCAAAAAGGGGCUGAAUUCGCGGGAGAUGGUGGCGCUGUCCGGGGCCCACACGCUGGGGACCGCGCAGUGCCUCGCGUUCCGCGACAGGGUGUACGGAAACGUGACUGUUGUGAAGGACGUGAUCGACCCGGAUUUUGCGAGGAAGAAGCGUCGGAUGUGUCCCGCCAGCGGCGGGGACCGGCUGGUGCAGCCGCUGGAUCCGGUGACGCCGACGUCAUUUGAUAAUAAUUAUUUCAAGGCGCUGAUGAUUAGGAAGGGGCUUUUGGUGACGGAUCAGGUACUGUUUAGCGGCGGUGAGACGGAUGGGGUUGUGGAGGAGUACAGUAAGGAUGGCGGGAAGUUUAAAAAUGAGUUCGCGGCGGCGAUGGUUAAGAUGGGGAGUAUUGAGGUGUUGACUGGAUCCGAUGGUCAGAUUAGGAGGACUUGCAGUAAGGCUAAUUAAUUAGUUGGGUACAUUAAUUUGUUUCGUUUAAUUGAUUAGUAGAUCGAUUUUGUUAAGAUCGGAGAGUAAUUGAUGAGUUUUCUUUUAAUGUAGUUGCUUCUUCCAUUCUAUUUUGUUUUUAAUUUAUUUUCCCAUGCUCUAUGUAGUGUAUGAUCUAUAUUCUAUAGUACUGAUUGGUGAUUAGUUUAAAUGACAAGAAAGGGAAUAUUAUAUU
Linum trigynum is the source of this 1251-nucleotide messenger RNA. The record is from the annotation of a GenBank genome assembly. NCBI's taxonomy places the organism in Eukaryota, Viridiplantae, Streptophyta, Magnoliopsida, Malpighiales, Linaceae.